AUGUAUGCCGAUAAUACGCAUCUUACCUACGCUGAUAAAGAUUGCUAUGAUGUACGUUUUCCAGACCUGUCCCUUAUUUUAGCCCAGCAGGGAGCCGACAUCUUUACAUUCCCAUCAGUAUUUACUCAGUUCACCGGAUCAACACACUGGGAGGUUUUAUGAAUAUGUCGUGCUGUAGAGAACCAAUGUUAUGUCAUAGCUGCUGCACAAACUGGACAGCACAAUGCUAAACGACGGUCUUAUGGUCACGCUAUGGUUGUGGAUCCUUGGGGCUGUGUUGUUGCUCAGUGUCACGAAGGAAAUGAUGUGAGUGUAGCAGAAAUUGACCUUGGAUACUUAAACAAGGUUCGGCAACAGAUGCCGUUGAUGAAUCAUAGGAGAAGUGAUAUCUAUGGAAGCCUUAAUUCGGGGCCGAAACUUUGAGAAUGUUUUAA
Stylophora pistillata is the source of this 434-nucleotide messenger RNA. RefSeq names its product deaminated glutathione amidase. Gene Ontology annotation, molecular function: hydrolase activity, acting on carbon-nitrogen (but not peptide) bonds, in linear amides. NCBI's taxonomy places the organism in Eukaryota, Metazoa, Cnidaria, Anthozoa, Scleractinia, Pocilloporidae. The record is from RefSeq and is a predicted model, not a curated record.